Saccostrea echinata is the source of this 1252-nucleotide messenger RNA. RefSeq names its product collectin-12-like. The transcript is spliced from 4 exons. NCBI's taxonomy places the organism in Eukaryota, Metazoa, Mollusca, Bivalvia, Ostreida, Ostreidae. Gene Ontology annotation, molecular function: signaling receptor activity. The coding region runs from base 4 to 762 and encodes 252 amino acids. The record is from RefSeq and is a predicted model, not a curated record.
AGAAUGAGGUCCUUUUAUAUAGCGUGCUCCUUAUCAACCUUUAUGGGAACAUUACUCUGUUCUUUUUCUGAUUAUUGUGGAAAGAAACUAGAAAGAGACACAGAAUACGAUAAUGCUGUCAUGGCCUAUUCCUCUUAUAUCAGAGAAGAAAUUUUGGAGGUAAAUCUGGCAUCAUGUGCACGAAAAUGUUUUACGUAUCGUUGUGGGUGUUUAGCAAUUUUAUAUAACAGAAGGAUGCAAUCCUGUAAGUUAUUGAGUGCCAGGUUAAAUCCUCAGUCUAUUGGACCUGGUCCCCCUGUGGAAGGCUGGGUAUAUUACACCACUCCGAAAGGUUGUGAGCCGGGCUGGGUGAAAUAUAGGACGCACUGCUAUCUCAUUGGCCAAACAGAGGUCACGUGGAUUGAGGCAAAGUUUGAGUGUGAGGCAAGAUGUUCCCAUCUUGUAGAAAUAGAAACUAAAGAAGAAUCUCAUUGGCUGGCUGAAACAUUCGUUUUAAAAGACACAUGUCCAAGUAAUCUUUAUGACUGCGUCGCUUGGACUGGUGGUAACGACAGAAGAAUUGAAGGUAAAUAUCACUGGAACGAUAGAAACCUGUCCAUGACCUUCACAAACUGGUAUCCAGGCCAACCCAGCAUUGGCUAUCCUAAUCAGGCAGAGGAAAAAGAUUGUAUCGACCUAUUUAGAAAUGGAAGAUGGAAUGAUAGGCCCUGUUCACACAAGAGUCAAUAUAUUUGUGAAAAGUCUUCUGGCCAGAACGUUUAGAACUUGUCUUUGGCAAUCUAUUUUACAAUUUAUUGUAUUCACAUUAAUUUAGGGAACAUAUAUGAAAAGGAGAGAACAUCUCUUGAAGGAACCUGAAAAGUUUACUUUUAUAUUUAUUGGAGUUUUGUGUUUUUAUUAAAUUGUGAGAGUUGUGUCUUUUAUAUUUGUGAACGUGUUACCAUUAUGUGGAACAAAUUAAUAUUGAUAGAAACAUUUUAGAAGGGGAAAAGACACCCAAUAAAUUCUUUCUUUCACAUAUUGUAAGUUGUACAUUUGAGUUUGUUUGCUUUUUAUUUGCCCUAAGUCUUUUCAUAUGCAUAUUUUCUUACAAAGAAGGAACAAAGAAUUACAGUUUGAGACUGUGUAUUAUAUAGGGCUAAAUAUGUAUUUUAUUUUUUAUGCAGAUUAAUUGAGAUUCUUGGACAUGUUAAAUUUGUCCUCACUUUUAUUUCCAUAUGUUUAUUUUCAUAAAGAAAACUCACUUGAAAUU